UCCCAGGCGGCGCACGGGAACAAUGCCGCUCGCCGGGAGCCGCGGGGCUCCCUGAUUGACAGCCGGGCCGUCCUAAAAAAGAUGGUUAUCGUGGGGUUUAUAUAGCGGGGAGGGAGCGGGGCGGGCGGGGCCGGCGCUGAUGCUCGGGGGGCAGCGAGAGCCCCGCGGCCGCCGAGCGCCCGGCCAUGCACUGCCCGCAGCAUCCCGGCCGAGCCCGGGCAGGCAGGAGGCGCUACAAGACCUUCAUGAUCGACGAGAUCCUGGCCAAGGAGACCUGCGAUUACUUAGGAAAACUUUCCCUCGGUUCCGUUUGCCCAGCGCUGCUCGUGCGUCCCAAACCGCUGCACUCCUGCGCCGGGUCCCCUUCUCUGAGGGCAUACCCGCUCAUCUCCGUCAUCACUAGGCAGCCCUCCGUGGUCCCUCACCUCAUCCCAGCUGCCACCAGCUCCCGCGUGCUGCCGCCCCAGCCGUCCUCAGGGAACACAAGCUCAGAGACACCUGCCAGUGAGACCCAUGCCAGCAGUGAGUCGGAGGCAGAGCAGCCCACGCCUCGGUUAAAAAAGCCACGCCGGAGUAGGACCAUCUUCACGGAGCUCCAGUUGAUGGGGUUGGAGAAGAAAUUCCAGAAACAGAAGUAUCUCUCUACCCCUGACAGGCUUGACUUAGCCCAGUCACUGGGGCUGACGCAGCUCCAGGUGAAGACGUGGUACCAGAAUCGUAGGAUGAAGUGGAAGAAAAUGGUACUGAAAGGUGGACAGGAAGCUCCAACAAAGCCCAAAGGCCGUCCAAAGAAGAACUCUAUUCCCACUUCGGAGGAAAUCGAAGCAGAAGAGAAAAUGAACAGCCAGGCUCAGAGCCAGGAGCUGGAGGGAUCUCAAGCCCCAGAGGAGCCUAAAGUGACAGAGGAGAAGCCAAAAGUCUCUUUGGAGACAGAGAACCCUCCAGAACAUAUACCAGAGCCCUCCUCAGAGGAGACUAUGCAAUUAAGUUAAAAGGGAAAGAAAGAGGGUGAAAGGAAAGCAAAAAAAAAAAAAAGAUAGAAGAGGAAAACCAAACCCAAAUAUAUAUAUAUAUGUGUAUAUAUAUAUAUAUUUAAAUAUGUAUGUAAUUGUGUGCGUGUACAUAUAUAUAUAAAUAUAUAUAUAUAUGUAGGCCUUGUGUAUAAGUCUAGAGAUUGCUCACGUUGUGCCUUUGGGAAUGAGCCAUCAUGGGCCAUGGUGGAACAAAGACAUCCUGCAUAAGUGGUGACAGCCCGUCCCUCCGGCGGCGUGUGUACACCUUCCCACUGAGAGCAACCGGACGUUUCCAGACAAAACCACUUCUGUGCACCCAAGACAGCUCCUGGCAAGAAGAGGAGAAGUCGAGGGCUCCUUUCACACCACAGGAAGCAAAUGCUGAUGU
This is a messenger RNA of Cuculus canorus (common cuckoo), 1401 nucleotides long. RefSeq names its product BARX homeobox 2 (gene BARX2). Lineage: Eukaryota; Metazoa; Chordata; Aves; Cuculiformes; Cuculidae. The transcript is spliced from 4 exons. The record is from RefSeq and is a predicted model, not a curated record. Gene Ontology annotation, molecular function: DNA-binding transcription factor activity, RNA polymerase II-specific; RNA polymerase II transcription regulatory region sequence-specific DNA binding. Bases 186 to 992 code for a protein of 268 amino acids. Gene Ontology annotation, biological process: regulation of transcription by RNA polymerase II. Gene Ontology annotation, cellular component: nucleus.